CACUCCUAAGAAGAUGCCAACCAGACUUCGUAAACACAGAAAAACAAGAGGUGACGUUUGUGCCGGUUACGGUCGUGUCGGUAAACAUAGAAAACACCCAGGUGGUCGUGGUAAUGCUGGUGGUCUCACCCAUCAUCGUAUUAACUUUGACAAAUACCAUCCAGGUUAUUUCGGUAAAUUAGGUAUGAGACAUUUCCACUUAUUAAGAAAUCAAUCAUUCUGCCCAACCGUCUCAUUAGAAAAGAUCUGGACCUUCGUUGACCAAGCCGUCAGAAAGCAAUGUGCUACUGAUGGUACUGCCCCAGUUGUUGAUAUCACCCAAAAAGGUUAUUUCAAAGUUUUAGGUCACGGUAUUUUACCAAAGCAACCAAUCAUUGUCAAAGCCCGUUAUUUCUCUAAAAUCGCUGAAAAGAAAAUUAAAGCUGUCGGUGGUGCUUGCAUUUUAGUUGCUUAAAUAAAUAAAAUUUUUAAAAUAUAAAUUAUAUAUAU
Messenger RNA from Dictyostelium purpureum, 489 nucleotides. Its product is annotated as 60S ribosomal protein L27a. Lineage: Eukaryota; Evosea; Eumycetozoa; Dictyosteliales; Dictyosteliaceae. Gene Ontology annotation, molecular function: structural constituent of ribosome. Gene Ontology annotation, cellular component: ribosome; cytosolic large ribosomal subunit. Gene Ontology annotation, biological process: translation. The transcript is spliced from 4 exons. The coding region runs from base 14 to 454 and encodes 146 amino acids. The record is from RefSeq and is a predicted model, not a curated record.